AAGCUUGCUGCUGGUGUCGAGCCUGGCUAGGGGAGAGAACCCGUGGGAGAAUGUAGAAUACAUAUGACAAAAAAAGAAGUAAAGUUUGGGAUUGAUCAACACCUGGCCACGUGGAGGAAAGCACCUGAACAGGUAUCACCAGCAACUUGGCAACAUCUCUUCUCUCCCCUGGCUCUCCAGCGUGCAAGGACACCACCGUCAAAUAUAUCAUUUUUAGUCACCCAGUGCCUCUUUAUCUGAUAGAUCAUAUUUUUUGUCCUUCAUCUUCACCAGUGCAAAAAAAACAAACUAACACCAGCAAGACAGGAGAAAGACAAGUGAAGUGAUUUUUUCAAAGUUUUGAGCAAAGUGAAAUCCACUGCAGCUACCAAAGUUACCUGUUAAUACUGUAUUGAGUUUAGUGGCCCCGGGAAUCCAAGCUUAUCCAAGCUUCUGAUAAGUCUAAACCUCAAAACUCUUCAUCAGCAUUACUCAGUUCUCUCAUCAGGUCAGUACAUAUUAGAAAACUGUAAACACAUAGUUAGCACCACUAUGGCCUCCAUCACCCAGUCAUCCGAGCAUGAGAUCCCAGAUAAUCACAAAGAGAGCUGGCUGGCGCUACUUUCUGCUGCGGAAUCGUAUUGCCAAAAGUCGGGCUGCGACCUGGCCAUACUUACAGCGUGUAAGAAGUUCCGGUCAUUGGCUGGAGAUGGGACGAGGAAACGGGAGAGCGGCAGUGCUUUUCAGAAGGAGUGUGACUUCUCCUACAAUGUGUGGGGUCAAGGCUUUCUGGCAGAGUCGGCCCGCCGCUACAUGGACGACAUCGGCGUGCUGCACUCCACCACCAUGCUAACGACCCAAAAGCACACACGCCAGACGGGGAGAGAGGGAGGAACCAAGCUGGUGGUUGACCUGACCUCUGACCCCGGAAACAGAGGGAGCUUUACAGGCGACGGCGUGUUGGGCGGAGUCAGUCCCAAUAACAGACUGUAUUCCCAAAGCUACCCGUCCAUCUACAGCUCAGGAGCCAUGACCGGGCAGGGCGGCGUGCAGAACGGCAACGGAGAGGGGGAACGGGAGAAGCUGGCGCUGGAAGUCGAGGAGGGGAGACAAAGGUCUGGGAUCGUGGACUUGGAAGAAGAGUGUGAGGACGAGGAGGAGGAGGAGGAGGAGGACAUGGAUGAGAGGAGAGCCUAUGGGAACGAAAGUGCUGGUGUCUUCUCCAUGGACGAGGACUCUCUGUCUCGGGACUGCGAGCCGUUCUUUGAGUCCGACGGGGAGGAGGAGAGCACCGAUGGCUCUCUGAGCGAGGACGCUCCUCCACCGACACGUGGCAUGGCUAUGGGUCAGUCUGCGUUCUCGUCCCGUCACGCCCACCACAUGGCUAUGGCCCGCUCGCUGCCUGUAUCGGUGCCUGUGUGGGGCUGCAGAGGAGGCAGAGCUCAGGGAGAAGGCAACAGUGGAGAACGGGUGGGCGUUGCUGACCUGGAGCACAUCGCUGCCAGUAUGAAGGCCCUGCUGGCCCCCGGAGCGAGUGACGGGACUGAAAUGUUUGGGGCCCUGCCUCGGCCCCGUCUCAACACAGGGGACUUCUCCCUCAAACACUGAGAGAGAGAGAGAGAGAGAGAGAGAGAGAGAGAGGGAGAGAGAGGGAGAGGUGAAGGUGGUCAUGGCGGGAGGAGAGAUUGGCGGGCAGACGUGGCGUGCAGGAUGUGAAACAGUGUUACAGCUAGCUGCUCCGUUGAUUUCUCUCUAACCAAAAUUAACGGCACAUGCUUUGGAGAAAAAAAUUAUGUCGUGAACACUAAUAACAUUUUAAACACUAUACCCCCCCCUCCCCAAUCCCACUUUGUCACUACACAUGCCACAAUACCAGCUUCUUCAGAUCCCACAACACUACAUUAGGAUUGGACAUCAGGACGAGGGCGUAGCGCCCCACAGCACUGACGGGCAAGAAAGUUUGCCUUUUGUUGAAGGGAUGAGAGUUUGGGGAGCAGCCGUCUGUGCCCAGCUGAUCGUUGGCUCCAGUGCUGCAUGCUAACGCUCUAGCAGCAUUAUCAUGAUGUGUAGCAGCUAAAUGCUACGUUACUUUAAACCACACGUUAAGAGUAGCAGUGCAGUCACUCUGAAACGUGACAUAAAAUAAACUUCAAGGAACAGUUUUAUCAUUUUUUUCUUUCUAUGUGAGACGUUUGGAGCUAGAUCUAGGAGAUGUUUAGCUUAGCUUAGCUUAGCUUAGCACAGACAGGAAGCAAAGGGAAACAUCUAGCCUGGCUUUCUAUGAUGUUAGAAAUACACCUGCCAGCACCUCUAAAGCUGACUUAUUAUCAGGUGACAUCAUUUUUUGGUACACAAGCAGGAGUGUAAAAUAACAAGUUACGCUCUUUAACUUUUAUCUUGUCAGCGUGUGUGGUCCUGGGUGGUGUUUGCCCAAACAUACUUCUGCGUAACUAGCUAGUGUUUACAUUUCUGCAUGUGUACAGAUUAAACAGAAGACACAAAACUUGUUAAUUAGUGAACUUUAAAAGUUUUGGUAGUAUUUUUAAACUUCAGAGAGAGCCAGGACAGUGGUAUUCCCUGCUUCCUGUCUUAAUGCUAAGCUAAGCAUCUGCCCGCUCAUUUAGCACAGUAUAAAUGGAAGUUUUAGCAUUAGCACAGGAGCCAGCGAUCCCCCAGGGUCACAUGGGCGUCUCGCCUUCAUGCUCUUAUCAUAUACUGAGGAAAUUGACCAACAGGCUGGUUCUUUAUGUUGUCCAUCCCCCACAAAAAAACCCAACCUAUUCCUUAAAGGGUAGGAACCAGAGAACUGGUCGACUUAUCAUGAAGCUUGUGGCUUUUCAAAAAUGUGAGCGAGGACACCGGCACCUCCUCAUAACACGCAUUCUUCUACUUUUACUUUUGCCAACGAAUGACUGAUAGAAUGAUUGUAAUACAACACUGAGUUUAAGGUUUUUUGUUUUUUGUUGCUCCGUAUAACUUGUUGAAAUGAUUGAAUGCAUGAGAAAGUGACUGUGUGAGAGAGAUAAAGAGUGAUGGGUUGACUUGGCAGAAACAAAUGUCCAUCUCUGACAUUCUCAAAACAAAUAAAUGUUCCGUUAUGUACUAUUAUGUUUCAAAUAAAGGAGCAACA
Anoplopoma fimbria (sablefish) is the source of this 3109-nucleotide messenger RNA. It is a transcript of the gene akt1s1, whose product is annotated as AKT1 substrate 1 (proline-rich). The transcript has 6 exons. Gene Ontology annotation, cellular component: cytoplasm. Gene Ontology annotation, biological process: neurotrophin TRK receptor signaling pathway; negative regulation of protein kinase activity; negative regulation of TOR signaling. The coding region runs from base 532 to 1587 and encodes 351 amino acids. Lineage: Eukaryota; Metazoa; Chordata; Actinopteri; Perciformes; Anoplopomatidae. The record is from RefSeq and is a predicted model, not a curated record.